AUGAGUAGCCCCACAAUCAGCAGCAAGAAGCACAAAAUGGAGUGUGCAGGAAGCAAGAGUCACGACACCCUCAAGGCUUUGCCGGAGAAGGUUAUCCCCAAUCCGGUCGAUGAGCGCCAGACUCCGACCGAAAUCGUUGAGAUCGCCGCAGCAACAAACAGCGACGACACGACCGACUCUCGAGCCGAGUCUAAGCAAGGUCUUUCCGAGACGAUUGGGGACGCCGACAGCACUCAGUCUCUACCCACUCUCCCCAAGUUGCCAGUCAUCACGCCGCUUCCCCCUCUGCCCUCCGUUUCAUCCUCCGACCCCGGCAGCAUGUCUGACAUGCUUUCCGCCGUUGCGUCGAUCGGCUCCGACCCUCCCUCGGCUUCUGCUGCACCUACCCUGCGGCAGGACAUGACCGAGACCGAGGUCGACGCAGCGAUACAGGCCGAGAUGGCCGAGCUGAAGGCGGAGAUUGCCGCACUCAGGUCGUCCAUUGGUGACAGUGCCGGUGUUGGGUAUGAGGACCAGGGUCAAGAGAAGGAUGGAGAGGACAACGUGCUCCACAUGGCCCAGUUCAAGCUCGAUCAUGUCGAAGAGAGCAUGCGCCGCCUCUAA
Molecule: messenger RNA, 603 nt
Organism: Trichosporon asahii var. asahii CBS 2479
Lineage: Eukaryota; Fungi; Basidiomycota; Tremellomycetes; Trichosporonales; Trichosporonaceae
Exons: 1
Coding region: 1-603 (200 amino acids)
Source: RefSeq, a predicted model, not a curated record